Messenger RNA from Penicillium manginii, 1218 nucleotides. RefSeq names its product serine hydrolase domain-containing protein. The record is from RefSeq and is a predicted model, not a curated record. NCBI's taxonomy places the organism in Eukaryota, Fungi, Ascomycota, Eurotiomycetes, Eurotiales, Aspergillaceae. The transcript has a single exon. The coding region runs from base 1 to 1218 and encodes 405 amino acids.
AUGCCCGACGAUAUCGAAUCCAGCUUCCAAGCCGCCAUCGACGCAGGCCAGAUCAACGGCGCCGUCAUCUGCGCAACCGACGCCGAUGGCAACUUCACCUACAAUCAAGCUUUCGGCGAGCGAACCCUGCUCUCCGGCGAGAAGCGCCCACAGCAACUAGACGAUGUCAUCUACCUCGCCUCCGCCACCAAGAUAGUCACCGCGAUCGCCGCCCUACAAUGCGUCGAUGACGGCCUGCUCAGCCUCACGGGCGAUCUCUCCGCCAUCGCCCCAGAACUAACAAGCAAGCAAGUCUUCACGGGAUUUUCUGACGACGGCGAGACACCGCUUUUGGAAGCCGUCCACGAACCCGUCACGCUGGAAAUGCUCCUCACGCACAGCGACGGGUUGAAUUAUCAUUUCCUAAACCCGCUCAUCGCGCAGUGGCGCGAGAAAUUCGUCGAACCAAACCUGAAGGACGGCGAGAAGAGGAAUGUUGAGGAGACUUUCUGUUACCCGCUUAGUUACCAGCCUGGCAAGGGCUGGAUGUAUGGGCCUGGUCUGGACUGGGCAGGGAGAAUUGUCGAGCGUGUCACGGGUCGCAGUUUAGGGGAGAGAAUGCAGGAGCGGAUCUUUGAUCCGUUGGAUAUCCACGAUGCGCAAUUUUAUCCUGUGUUGCGGGAUGACCUCCGUGAGCGCCUGGUUGAUUUGAAUCCGGAUGACCCUGAUGCGCUUGGGCGGGCGGUGGUUGGAUCUGGGGAGAUGAAUGCGCGUACGAAGGGAGAUUUUGGCGGACAUGGACUUUUCAUGUCUGCUGCAAGUUUUGUGAAGAUUCUUCACGCUGUUCUGGUUAAUGAUGGGAAGUUACUGCGGCCCGGGACCGUUGAUGGGAUGUUUGAAAAUAGACUUGGCCCUGAAGCAACGGCAAGUCACCAGGCGGCUUUGGCGUCUCCGUUCGGUCAGUUUUUCCGUGUCGGCGUGGAUCUUGAGACGAAGUGCGGAUUUGGUCUUGGUGGUUUACUCACGUUGGAAGAUGUGGAUGGUUGGUAUGGGGAGCGGACCUUGACUUGGGGUGGGGGAAUGACGCUUGCUUGGUUUAUUGAUCGGAAGAAUGGACUGUGUGGUGUCGGUGCUCCAAUGGCUAAGGUGCCAUUGGACAUGGAGGUUGGAGCUACGCUGAAGCAGGUUUUCCGUCGUGGUGUGUACCGGAAGCAUGCAACGUGGCAGAAGAGCCAGUAG